AUGCCCGUCUCCAUCGAGGAGUUGGACGCCACCGUCCGAGCCUUCUAUGAAGGUCGCGGCGAACAGCAAAAAGCUGCUCAAGCCGCUCUGAACCAGUUCAAAGAAGACCCGGAUGCGUGGCUCAUGGUGGACGACAUCCUGUCGAACGCGACUCAUGAGCAAACCAAAUUUUUGGGUUUACAGGUUCUCGAUAGCGUGAUUAUGACGAGAUGGAAAGUCCUGCCGCGGGACCAGUGUCAAGGUAUCCGGAACUUCGUCGUGCAGUAUAUUCUGCAGUGUUCCAAUAGCGAAGAGGCCCUCAAGGCACACCGCACCCUUCUCAACAAGCUCAAUCUCGUGCUCGUCUCCGUCCUAAAGCAGGAAUGGCCUCACAACUGGCCCACUUUCAUCAACGAGAUCAUCUCCGCCUGCCACUCGAGCUUGUCCGUUUGCGAGAACAACAUGAUUAUCCUACGUCUCCUGUCCGAGGAGGUCUUCGACUAUUCAGCCGAGCAAAUGACGUCGGCGAAAACGCGCAACCUCAAGACGACAAUGUGCGCCGAGUUCUCUCAGAUCUUCCAGCUUUGCCAGGAGAUUCUCAACAGCGCCUCCCAGCCGAGCCUUAUUAAGGCCACCCUGGAGACGUUGCUUCGCUUCUGCAAUUGGAUUCCGCUGGGCUACAUCUUCGAAACGCCCCUGAUCGAGACGCUUCGAACGCGCUUCCUCGAGGCACCAGAGUUUCGGAACAUCACAUUGCAGGUCUUGACAGAAAUCGGAGGACUCCAGACGGGCGGACCUGGCCAGAUCAACACCUAUGACGAGCAACUCGUGAAGAUGUUUACCGAGGUCCUGACCUCGAUUUCCAACAUCAUCCCUCUGGAUAUGGAUCUCAAGACCACAUACCCUCAGAGUAACUCCCGCGACCAGGAGUUCAUUCAAAACUUGGCGCUAUUCUUGUGCAACUUUUAUGGGAUGCACCUGCCGCUCAUUGAGAACCUCCCGAACCGAGACUUCUUGACACACGGCCACUUCUACCUCAUUCGAAUCUCCCAGAUCGAUGACCGCGAGAUUUUCAAGAUCUGCUUGGACUAUUGGCUGAAGCUCGUCCAGGAGCUCUAUGAGGAGAUGCAGUCACUCCCGAUUUCCGAUCUCACCUCGAUGUCCCUCGGAGUGAUGGGCGGUGGCGGCGCGCCCAACCCGGCGCUACUCACCAACUACCCUCUCCGAAAGCAUAAAUACAACGAGGUUCUGUCUAACCUGCGUGUGGUCAUGAUCGAGAAGAUGGUCCGACCUGAGGAAGUGUUGAUUGUGGAGAACGAGGAGGGUGAGAUCGUCCGCGAGUUCGUCAAGGAGACCGACACCGUCCAGCUAUACAAGACGAUCCGCGAAUGCCUGGUUUACCUCACCCAUCUGGACGUGGUCGAUACCGAGCAAAUCAUGACGGAAAAGCUGGCCCGACAGGUGGACGGAACUGAAUGGUCGUGGCACAACUGCAACGUACUCUGCUGGGCCAUCGGUUCAAUCUCGCUUGCCAUGAACGAGGAAACGGAGAAGCGGUUCUUGGUCACGGUCAUUAAGGAUCUCCUGGGUCUGACCGAGAUGAAGCGCGGCAAGGACAACAAAGCCGUGGUUGCCAGCAAUAUCAUGUACAUUGUGGGGCAAUACCCGCGAUUUCUCAAGGCGCACUGGAAGUUCCUUAAGACGGUCGUCAACAAGCUCUUUGAGUUUAUGCAUGAGUCCCAUGAAGGUGUCCAGGACAUGGCCUGCGAUACUUUCAUCAAGAUCGCCAAGCAAUGCCGACGCCACUUCGUUGCGCUCCAACCCAGCGAGACCGAGCCGUUCAUCGAGGAGAUCAUCCGCAGCCUUGGCAAGAUCACUUGCGACCUGACACCCCAACAGGUUCACACGUUUUACGAAGCGUGUGGUUAUAUGGUGGCUGCCCAGGGUAACAGGAACCAACAGGAGCGCCUCCUAUCCGAGUUGAUGGCCAUCCCCAACACGGCCUGGGAUGAGAUUAUCAAGCAGGCGACGAUGAACCCCGCCGUCCUCCAAGACGCCGACACCAUCAAGAUUAUUGGCAACAUUAUGAAGACCAACGUGUCGGCCUGUUCGUCAAUUGGGUCGUACUUCUUCCCCCAGCUUGGGCGGCUGUACAACGAUAUGCUGCAGAUGUAUGCCGCAACGAGCCAGCUCAUCUCUGAGGCAGUUGUUCGCGAAGGCGAGAUUGCCACGAAGAUGCCUAAGGUCCGCGGUCUUCGGACCAUCAAGAAGGAGAUUCUCAAGCUCGUUGAGACCUUCAUCGACAAGGCGGAGGAUCUGCAGGCCGUCAGGACCCAAGUGGUCCCCCAGCUACUAGAUUCUGUUCUAGUUGACUACAGUCGCAACGUUCCUGGGGCUCGCGAUGCUGAAGUCUUGAAGGCCAUGACGGCCAUGAUUACCAAGCUCUCUGGCCUUAUGGAGGACCAAGUGCCGGUUAUCAUGGAGAAUGUGUUUGAGUGCACCCUGGACAUGAUUAACAAGGAUUUCUCUGAGUUCCCCGAGCACCGCGUGGAGUUUUUCAACCUCCUUCGCGCCAUUAACCUUCAGUGUUUCCCAGCCCUUCUGAAGCUGGACAACCGACAAUUCAAGUUCGUGAUCGACUCUUGCCUGUGGGCCAGCAAGCACGACAACCGCGACGUCGAGACUGCCGGUCUGAAUAUGUGUCUGGAGUUGAUUAACAACAUCGCCGACAAGACCGAUGUGCAGACCUCGAACGCCUUCUUCAACCAGUUCUUCAUUACGAUCCUGCAGGACGUCUUCUUCGUACUAACUGACCAGGACCACAAGGCUGGCUUCAAGACGCAGUCAAUGCUCCUGAUGCGCCUGUUCUUCUUCAUCCACCCUGCCGACGGCACGCAGCCCAAGAUUCAGGGCCCGAUCUACCAACCCGACCAGGCGCAGCAGGGCACAGGAAACCGCGAGUUCCUCGGCAACUUUGUCAGCAACCUGCUACAGAAUGCGUUUUCCAACCUCACAGCUGCCCAAAUCACCUCCUUUGUUGAGGGUCUGUUCACGCUCAACACACAGUACGACAAGUUCCGGCUAGCACUACGCGACUUCUUGAUUUCGCUCCGCGAGUUUGCCGGCGACAAUGCCGAGCUGUACCUUGUCGAAAAGGAGCAACAGGAGCGCGACGCCCGACAGGCUGACCACGAGCGCCGUGCCAAGGUGGGCGGCUUGCUUAAGCCGUCGGAACUCGAAGAGGAUGAGCUCUGA
This is a messenger RNA of Dichotomopilus funicola, 3234 nucleotides long. RefSeq names its product CRM1 C terminal-domain-containing protein. The transcript has 11 exons. Gene Ontology annotation, molecular function: small GTPase binding; nuclear export signal receptor activity. Lineage: Eukaryota; Fungi; Ascomycota; Sordariomycetes; Sordariales; Chaetomiaceae. The coding region runs from base 1 to 3234 and encodes 1077 amino acids. The record is from RefSeq and is a predicted model, not a curated record. Gene Ontology annotation, cellular component: nucleus; cytoplasm. Gene Ontology annotation, biological process: ribosomal small subunit export from nucleus; protein export from nucleus; ribosomal large subunit export from nucleus.